UUUUUUUAUACAGAUUACUUUUACACCCGUAAAGGCUGCAACAUCAAUCAUUUCUCCUUCUCUCUAGCUGCAUUCUUGCAGCCAUUGAGAAAUACUGUGUGAGCUGUGAUUGGUCACAGCUUGUCACAUGGUACAAGGCUGUUGUGAAUAGCCUUGUACCAUGUGACCUCUGUGAUCAUUCACAGAUUUCACACGUAGUAAGCAAUGAUGUCAGAGGUGACAUCUUGCUCACUACUCUGCAUGUGAUCAAUGAUUGGCCAAUCAGUGAUCACAUGAUCGGGACCUCACACAGAGGUCCCAUACAACGAUCGGUGUUCCACUGUGUCCUCCAGAUACAGCAGGCACCAGAUCGCGAUGCUGCGCGCUUCCCAGGGAGCGCGCACAAACACAGAGAGGGGAGGACGUUUAUAAACGGCCACCUGCCCCUGCACUGCUCCCAUUCGGCCGUUUAUAUACAUGGGCCAGACAGGAAGUAGUUCA
Staurois parvus is the source of this 480-nucleotide messenger RNA. NCBI's taxonomy places the organism in Eukaryota, Metazoa, Chordata, Amphibia, Anura, Ranidae. The record is from the annotation of a GenBank genome assembly.